AUUCCGAAACCCUCCCCUACUAAAACCCUAAUAAACCCUCCCCCUCCCAUCCAUCUCUCACCGCCGCCGCCCUUCCCGCGCCGCCGAAACCCUCCUCCCUCUUUCCCACCCACCUCUCUCCGAGAAGAACACCACACGCACCAUGCGGCCACCGAGAGGGCGCGGCGGCGGCGGUCGCUUUGGCGGCGGAGGCGGCAGGGGCGGUGGCGGAGGCCGGUUCGGAGGCGGCGGCCGCGGUGGACGCUUUGGCGGCGGCGGGUUCCGUGACGAGGGUCCCCCCGCCGAGGUCGUCGAGGUGUCGACGUUCGUUCACGCGUGCGAGGGGGACGCGGUGACGAAGCUGACGAACGAGAAGGUGCCCUACUUCAACGCGCCCAUCUACCUCCAGAACAAGACCCAGAUCGGCAAGGUUGACGAGAUCUUCGGCCCCAUCAACGAAUCCUAUUUCUCUGUCAAGAUGAUGGAAGGGAUAAUUGCGACGGCGUACAAGGAAGGUGAAAAGUUCUACAUCGACCCUAUGAAACUGCUGCCGCUCUCACGCUUCCUGUCACAGCCAAAGGGACAAUCUCAAGGAGCACCAAGAGGUGGUGGCCGUGGUGGAAGAGGUGGUCGGGGUGGUGGUGGCCGCGGUUCAUUCCGAGGUGGAAGAGGCCCACCAAGGGGUCGCGGUGGACCUCCUAGGGGUGGAGGUCGUGGUUUUAGAGGGCGAGGCAGAUUCUAGGUGUAGUUUGAGUUUGGUGUUUGCUGCAACAUCAUCCUACAUUCCCUGGAAACUUUUGUAUUCGUGUAACCUGAUGUUAAGUUAGCAGAGCACUUGCAAACUUUUUCUGUGUGGAUCUUGGAUUCUCUAUUGAAACAGGUUUUGUACCUGUUCUUACAACUUAAUGUGCUUACAGUUAAUCCUUGCUCUGAAUUCAACUUAUCCUGAUCAUGGGCA
This is a messenger RNA of Phragmites australis (common reed), 937 nucleotides long. Its product is annotated as putative H/ACA ribonucleoprotein complex subunit 1-like protein 1. The record is from RefSeq and is a predicted model, not a curated record. Bases 143 to 721 code for a protein of 192 amino acids. The transcript has 4 exons. Gene Ontology annotation, biological process: snoRNA guided rRNA pseudouridine synthesis; ribosome biogenesis. Gene Ontology annotation, cellular component: box H/ACA snoRNP complex. Lineage: Eukaryota; Viridiplantae; Streptophyta; Magnoliopsida; Poales; Poaceae. Gene Ontology annotation, molecular function: box H/ACA snoRNA binding.